UUCCACGACUAAUGAAACGAGAAUUUAUCGACGAGGAUUCGAUGCUUCUCAGAAAAACAACCUUUCCCAAUCACACAUACGCUGGCUCAAUCACAGGUGCAGUUUACUGAUACAGCCCGUCCCUCGCUGUUUGUGUGAUGGUACAGUCGCGUCUAGAGAUCGUGACGAUAGAAGCCAGCCGGGGGAGCGUGAGAGCUCGGAAACGCACCGAGCGUUAUUAUGGCAAACUGUGAGCUUGGAGACGCGCGCUGUUUCCCCCGUCUACCCAGUGUCUGGGAUGAUUCGAGUCUUAAGCAAAGUCGUCUUUUACUUUAUAUCUAAUUUUUAAGGCUAAGUACUGUGAAGGGGUCGAAACAGUAGCGUAUUGGCUAUUUAUCAUCGUUUUUCGCUCUGAUAGUUCAACGAAGAUUAAAAUGGUCAUCAAGGUCUACGUUGCCUCCUCAACCGGAUCUGUAGUGGUGAAGAAGCACCAGCAGGACGUGGUCAGUUUCCUGGAAGCAAAUCGCCUGAGUUUCCAGGAAGUAGACAUCACCAUGGGGGAGGAGGAGAGGCUGUGGAUGUGCCGCAACAUCCCCCAGGACAAGCACCCAGAGGUGGGCAAGCCGCUGACGCCGAAGAUCUUCAAUGGAGAUCGCUACUGUGGGGACUAUGAAGACUUCUUCCAGUCCAAGGAGAACAACGGCGUAUUUGCCUUCCUGGGUUGCUCUAGUUCCCAAGCCUUAGAGAAAGAUUCAGAGUCCUAGAGUGCGCUCCCACGACAGCAGCAGUGCGUGCCUCUGCUGUCGGUGAAGAAGAGGAGGUAGCCGAGGGUUUGCCACCGCUCCCUGUCCCACAUCACUUCCUCCUCCCAGAUCAACUCUACUGCGAGGGCCAAUCGCUUUGUGAGAACAUCGGCUGUUGGCCAAGUGAUACAUACACACAUUUGCCCGGACAGACAGCCCCCCCCUUGCCCUACUAGAAGUUUGUUUGUGGGUGCUCAGAAACCCUUCCAGGAACCGCUGUCCCACCACUGCAAGGAGGAACUAUUGUACAUGUGGACAACCGUUCUGCACUCACGUUUUGUUGUUUUGCUUAACAACACCAACUGGCAUGCAACAUUGGUGCGUAAGAUAGAAUAUCGUUAUAAAGCUAUUUGCUAAGCUUAAUGUUGUGCAAUGGCCUUGAGAUCAAGGGCAUGAUUGCUUUCUGUGUUGGUCGUGCGUGUGUGUUUCUGUGUGCAUGUGGACAGUGAGUAAGUCCUUCGAAAAAGCUCUGUGUUGUUGUCAACAUUCAAGAUGUGGUUCAUGAGGUUACGACGUUGUGUGCGUAGCAUCAGCAGAGGAGAUGACUGUCGAUGCAAUUAAAAAUCACAGCUUAUUAUUUUCAACAAAGUUGGCGGGAACAAUGCUAUACACUUGUCAGUCAAAACGAUUUUAAUUCAUUAAUAUUUUAUAGAGAGUUAAUCAAUUAAUGAAUCAAACUUACAAUGUUUCUUAAUUGAACUCUGUAAAACGCACUCUGUGCAAUUUCAGUUCUUUUUUAACCGAGUGUGUUCACGCCAUUGGUGUGUUCCCGUUUGUCUCUCAACCCCUUGCGCUCCUAUGCCCUUUAUACUCGUUCCCACCCUUAGGUUCUGCCUGCCUAUUAAAUUAUCAAGGGUAGACGGUCAGAUGAGUGCUAAGGUUUACACAAAGGCCUGCACAUGCUCAGUGUUGUGAGCGCCAUCUUGUGAUUGCACUGCCAAAAUGGCCAACCAUGGCACUCCCAUUUAGGUUAUUCCUAUUAAUUGAAUAUGUAAUUUUGUAUAAUAACUAAUUGCUAAUUUAUAUUAAGUAUCCAGUAAGUGCUGGGUAGUAUUAUGUAAAAGUGCAAAGUGGUUAGAUGUCUGAUUGUGGUCGUCUGUUUGAAUUAAACUAUGCCUUGAAUCAUUUAUGUGUCCUUAGUAGUAUCUCAUGGCAAUAUUGAUGGAUUUGUAAACAGUCUCAUACAUUGUCCUAAUAUAAGUACUAUUGGUUCAGGACAGUUUGACUAAGGACAGUUUGACAAAGGAUACAUGAGUAAGAAGAAGGUAAAUUAGGAAAUAUAUAUCAUAUGCUUUUCAGUGUCAUUAACCUUAGUGUUCUGUGAGACUACUUGAGGCUCUGCAUAGUCUCCCCCCUUAUCCCUUACUCUCCUAAAAACACACCGCUUAUGCACUUAUUGUAUGUUGAAUGUCCUGACAAUUAAAAAUAUUACUCAUGUAG
Molecule: messenger RNA, 2222 nt
Organism: Gadus morhua (Atlantic cod)
Lineage: Eukaryota; Metazoa; Chordata; Actinopteri; Gadiformes; Gadidae
Gene: sh3bgrl2
Product: SH3 domain binding glutamate-rich protein like 2
Cellular component (GO): cytoplasm
Source: RefSeq, a predicted model, not a curated record